CAACAAUUUCCUCCGAAUUGACCCAACCGAGGCUCAUACGAUUUACUCGCUACAAUGACGAUCGUACAUAUGGUCCUGUUCAAGUUCCGUCCAGAGGUGACGCAGGAGCAUAAAGAUACCUUUGUCCGCGAACUCAAGAAACUCAAGGACCUCGACUGUGUCAAGGGCCACCGGCUGGUGGUUGGCGGGCCAUCAAUUACUGAUCCGAUCGAGAGAAGCAAAGGGUUUGAGAUCGCGCUGUUGAGCUUCCAUGAGAACCGGGAAGCUUUGGAAGCAUAUCAGGCCAGCAAGGAGCAUCAUUGGGUUACCAGCACAUAUAUGUUCCCCUACAAGGAGGACCUCAUCCGGUUUGACUUUGAAGUGGCGCCGGAGGACGAGUACAUGUGGAAUUUCUUGCCAAUUGAUGGCCUUACACAAGGGCUAGCAAAGGAAUAAAGCUUAUCUACUUUUGAAGUCGCGGUUAGCUUUAUUACAAAGACUCGAAACGUAGCGUCUUGUCUGAUUAUGUAGUGGUGUCGGGGUCUCUAGGACAACUGACAGAGAGGAAGG
This is a messenger RNA of Aspergillus novofumigatus IBT 16806, 549 nucleotides long. Its product is annotated as Dabb family protein. The coding region runs from base 55 to 435 and encodes 126 amino acids. The transcript has 3 exons. The record is from RefSeq and is a predicted model, not a curated record. NCBI's taxonomy places the organism in Eukaryota, Fungi, Ascomycota, Eurotiomycetes, Eurotiales, Aspergillaceae.